Zea mays is the source of this 1550-nucleotide messenger RNA. RefSeq lists its product as uncharacterized. NCBI's taxonomy places the organism in Eukaryota, Viridiplantae, Streptophyta, Magnoliopsida, Poales, Poaceae. The coding region runs from base 143 to 1390 and encodes 415 amino acids. Gene Ontology annotation, molecular function: protein binding. The transcript has a single exon. The record is from RefSeq and is marked validated.
ACGCCACAUCGCCGUCGGCCACCACAUGAUGCACGCGCACGCCGCCAUAUAAUACUAGUACUACUGAACUACAAGGGGUUCGCCGUGCGAGCGCAAGCAACGACGCGCCGGCCCGCCUACUACUAGUACGGCCGCAUCCACCAUGGCUGCACCCGCCGCGGCCAAGCGCCCGUACUGGCAGGCCCCCGCCACGGCCGCCGGAGCAGCUGAGCCCAACAAGCGGCACCGCACGGCCGCGGCGCCGGCGCACAUGGACGCGGAGCCGGAGCAGGAGGAGCAGCCCCUGCUCCCGGGCCUGCCGGACCACCUCGCCCAGCUCUGCCUCGCCCCGCUCCCGCCGCGCCUCCUGCACGCCGUCUGCCGCCCCUGGCGCCGCCUCCUCUACUCGCCCUCGUUCCCGCCGUUCCUCGCGCUCUACGCCGUGCUCGACGACGCCGCCGCCUUCGCCGGCAGCGGCGUCUCGUUCGCGGCCUACGACGCCGUGGCGGGGCGGUGGGACGAGCUUCCCGCGCCGCCGAUGCCGUCGCCGCCGCCCAGGCUGUGGCACCCGGCCUUCCUGUCCCGCCGGCUCCCGCUCCAGUCCGUGGCCGCGGGGGGCAGGCUCGUGCUCGUGGCCGGCUCCACGCGGGCGCUCGCCCCGGCGCUGCCCCGCCCCGUGGUCUUCGACCCGGCCGCCCGCUCGUGGCGGCUCGGCCCGCGCCUCCCGUUCGCGCCGCGCCGGUGGUGCGCGGCGGGCGCGGCCCGCGGUCGCGUGUUCGUUGCGGGCGGAGUCGGCGCGGGCUACGACGCCAGCGACGCCCGGUCCGGCGCCACGUGGGACCCGGCCGCGGACGCCGCCGCGGCCGCGGCGUGGGAGCCGAUCCCGCCCAUGCGCGACGCGCGGUUCAGCCGCGACGCCGCGGAGGCCGUCUGCGCCGCGGGGAAGGUGUGCAUGGUCAGCCUCCGCGGCCGCGGCGCCAAGGAGGGCGCCGUCUUCGACCUGCGCGCCGCGCGGUGGGAGGACAUGCCGCCCGGGAUGCUCGCUGGCUGGAAGGGCCCGGCCGCGGCCGCGGCCGCUGGCGGCGACGAGGACGAGACGACUAUCUUCGUGGUGGACGAGGAGCGCGGGGCGCUGAGCGCCUACGAUUGGGCCGGGGACCGGUGGCGCACGGUAGUGGAGUCGGAGCGGCUCAAGGGCGCCGCCGAGAUGGCGGCUGGCGGGGGCCGGGUGUGCGUGGCGGCCCAGGGUGGCGACAAGGUGCUCGUGGUCGACGUGGCGCCCUCACGGCCACGGCGGUGGGGUGCCCCCGCCGCCGCGGAGCUCCGGCCCCGCGUCUGGGAGGUGGCGGCGCCGCCGGGGAAGCGGGUGGUGGCGCUGCACGUGCUGCCCCGGAUGGCGCGCGCGGACUAGCAGGUUCCCGCCACGUCGUCUGGGAAUGGCGGAUUGCAUGCUCGUUGGAUUCGCUACACGUGCUGUACAAGAGACGGCGCACACACUGCCACCUGCUGCUCAUGAUCCGACUCCACCUCCAGACGUUCGCAUCUCCUUCCUUGCAGAGAGUUUGAUUCUA